Molecule: messenger RNA, 2757 nt
Organism: Perca flavescens (yellow perch)
Lineage: Eukaryota; Metazoa; Chordata; Actinopteri; Perciformes; Percidae
Product: calcium-binding mitochondrial carrier protein SCaMC-3
Exons: 9
Coding region: 183-1478 (431 amino acids)
Biological process (GO): transmembrane transport
Source: RefSeq, a predicted model, not a curated record
CUCUGUGCAGCUGGUGGAGCAGUCUCUGGACACCAACCUGCUCAACAGCGCGGUGAGACUCCGGCUGAGUCACUGCAGCGUUCUGCCCGGAGGAGUCCACAUCCAGGAGACUCAACAAUGUCGUCAUCCUCGUCUCCACUAAUCGGAGCGUCCACAGGCUGCUGCUGCCGCACCCCACAUGCAUGUACCGCAGAGAUUUGGCGUCAGAAUUAUACGUGCAGUCCAUCUUCACAGACGUGGGCAAGCAGACUCUGAAAGACCUAGUCAUCCCCGGCUCGCUGAGUCCCAGGACCGGCACUGGCUGGCAUAGAGCAUACGGAGAAACGAUCUAUGCUCUGGCUACACCGGCUGAUGGCAUUGUGCUGCCCUCUCUGCCACCGCACGGCACGCAAGGUAGCAUGUCGGUGGUGGAGCUGAAGAGGAGCGCCAGGAGGACUGACCAAGCUCUCACUUUGGCUUUCGGAGAGCUGGAGGAAGACUGUUUAACUACUACUGCUUUUGCUUUGUGUAAGGAUCACAAGCUGCGCAUGUGGUCCUUCACGAUGUUUGACAUUGGGGAACAGCUGACGGUACCAGACGAGUUCUCAGAGCAGGAGCGACGCUCAGGUCUGGUGUGGAGGCAGCUGGUUGCUGGAGCGAUGGCAGGGACUGUGUCCCGAACAGGAACUGCUCCUCUGGACCGCCUGAAAGUCUUCCUGCAGGUACAUGGCUCUACAUCUCGGGGGAUAAAUCUGAGGUCCGGACGGAGGGGGAUGGUCCAGGAGGGAGGCGUCGUCUCACUCUGGAGGGGAAAUGGCAUCAAUGUCCUAAAGAUUGCCCCUGAAUCUGCCAUUAAGUUUAUGGCCUAUGAACAGAUCAAGUGGCUGAUCCGAGGAAGUAAAGAGGGGGGCAGUUUAAGGGUACAAGAGAGGUUCAUUGCUGGAUCUCUGGCAGGAGCUACUGCCCAGACCAUCAUCUACCCCAUGGAAGUGCUGAAGACUCAACUUACAUUAAGGAACACGGGACAAUACUCAGGUAUGGCUGAUUGUGCCAGACAAAUCAUAAAGACGGAGGGAGUCCAGGCUUUCUACAGGGGCUACCUGCCAAAUAUGCUGGGCAUCAUCCCCUAUGCUGGCAUUGACUUGGCUGUGUAUGAGACUCUGGAGAACGCUUGUCUCCAGAGGUACUGUGUAGACUCAGCAGAUCCAGGAGUUUUGGUCCUGCUGGGCUGUGGCACCAUCUCCAGCACCUGCGGCCAGCUGGCAUCCUAUCCCCUCGCUCUCAUUCGGACACGUAUGCAGGCGCAAGCCCUCUCUGAGGGUAAACCCAAGCUGACCAUGGUGGGCCAGUUCAAAUACAUCAUAUCCCAUGAAGGUGUACCGGUCCUGUAUCGUGGCAUCACCCCCAACUUCCUCAAAGUGGUUCCAGCUGUCAGCAUCUCCUACGUGUACGGUGUACGAGCACAUGAAGAAAGUUCUGGUGGUGGGUUACUAGACUGACACGGAGCAGAGGGAUUCAUGACAAAAAGGGACAGAAAAUGCUUCAUUAUGCUUUUAAGAAGAAGAAGAAGAGGAGAAGUAAUGAUGCAGCUCCUCGGACCGCAAUGAAAAAGAAAGGAAGUCUAGGGCGAGGAGAGGGUAAAAGAGACAUUUGAGAUGGUGCUGCUGUAUGCUUCCCCCUUCUGUUGACCCAGUCAGGUUCAAGCUUGUGUAGCUUGCGGGUAGUCUGCAGGUGGAUCAUAUUCAUUUGUGGAAUUGGGGUAAAGAGAAGAGGUGAAUGUGGCUCCCCCCUGAAACCAUUAUGCCACAUACAUAUAAUACAAAAAAUGCAUUGACACCCAGCGUAUUUGGAUUUUAACAAGCGUCUUUACUUGGUUCAAAGCACAGUCAAACAAUAGAGACAUUUUAAGUACUAUGAAGUACUAGGACAGGUCAUAUGACUUUUGGAAUACCAGGGUAAACAGUAGAACUACCCGUUACAAAGUUAUCUACCAGGAAUGUGUCCUUGCACUACGCGGGGUUGCGGCAAAAGUCAGACCUUCUUGUUUUUGCUGGAGCCCUCUGGAUUAUUUUAGUGUGCAUGGAGUUUAUCAGUCCAAAACUAAGCUACAUAAGCAAACCCACAAACUGUCACCAGCUUUUGAUUUUAAAUGUUGCUAAAUCCUUAUUGGUGCUCAGAAGUACAUGGCAUUGCCUGUUUCUAAUGAAGGUCCGCCCACUUUCAACCACUGAGAAGAGCACAGGCGAAAACAUGCAGAGAAGCUGUCAUUUGAAGUGACCAAAAGAGUUGGCAUUUUGGCAGAAAUGUUGUGUUAAUGUUGGAAUCCAUCAUUCAAAGUAGCAAGCUGAGAGAAAAUAUUUUUUCAGAGGCUUGAAGGCUGAGAGUAGCUUCUAACUGGCAGAUAUUUGGCAAAAGUUUGAAACUUCCAAUGUCUCUUUAUUUAGAGGUUGCCACUGCUGCCUCUGUUUGUUUGGUUGGCGUGAGCAAAACUAGUAAGCUCAUUUUGUGUUUGUUUUUUUGUUUUAUCAGUUUUUAUAAAACAGAUACAUGAUGAAUGUGUAUGUGCACUUUACAUGCCUCAGUGAUGGAAUGAUUCUGUGAGACUGUAAAAAGGACAGGGCUCUAAUUGUUCAGUGGUAUCUGAUGUGUCGAAAGCAUUCAGCUGUUUCCAUCUGUACACCUGCAACAUCCUCAUUACACUUUUAUUAGCACAUGGUCAUCUUUAAAGCUGCACUAAUUCAUUUUUACUGCAGUCAUAACUCAGUUCUCAAGGCCCAA